This is a messenger RNA of Halichondria panicea, 5021 nucleotides long. RefSeq lists its product as uncharacterized. The record is from RefSeq and is a predicted model, not a curated record. The transcript is spliced from 12 exons. The coding region runs from base 3934 to 4839 and encodes 301 amino acids. NCBI's taxonomy places the organism in Eukaryota, Metazoa, Porifera, Demospongiae, Suberitida, Halichondriidae.
AAAUUGGUUAGUGCAGAAUGUGUGGUUCAAUGGUUGUGUGGUGUUGGGAAUACUCCUGCAUGAUUAGACUCACAGAGACAAGCUAAACUAAGCCAUGGAGUUAGUUAACAACUGUUCCUACGAUGUCAACACACAAAGACAGAUCAGUGAAACAGGCAGAGAGAGUGAGAUUGUUGAACAUGCUGAUACAGAAACAAAUGUUGACGUCCAAGAAAAUCCUGCAUACAAUUUCAGAGCUAACAAUGCGAGUGUUGAGUGUGGGGAUGGAGAAGAGUACGAAGUGGCUGUGUACGACACAAAUAUCCCAAUUGAGCCAAACCACGCCUACAAUGUGCACAGCACCGGACAGUCGGAUGAGGUCAGCGAGUACGAAUUAGUUAUCCCAGUAGAGCCACUUCCGAGUUUGAUUUCUCAACAAAACCAUGCUUAUAACAUCGAUAUUACAGAGCCAGAUGACACUGCAUCUGUUGGUAGCUACGAGGAGAUCUCAGAAAAUACGAGAUGGGUUUCAAAAAAUGCGACUGAGCGAUAUUAUGAAGAGAUUCCUGCACAACAAAACUAUCUGACACAAUACCCUACUGAAGAAGAAGCAACUGUUCCACCAUUGAAGGCUAUCUGUAGCUUCUGGCAGGGAAAAGUAGAAGUGGCUGUCAGAAUAACUAUCCUAGUGCUGGCAAUUCUACUGAUGGUGCUAUACAUUGCAUCAGCUGGUCUGGCAAUCAUCCCAAUUACUGGUCGGUUUUCAUCGGCUCCUCUCACAACACUGAUUAUAGGAGGAAUUUUCCCAUUCCAAUUUGCUUGUGUAAUUAUCAUGGAAAUAAUACACCUCUGCAUCAGGACACGCAGGAAAAGGACAAGCAAAUGUUUCCUCACAUGGGACAUUUUAUACUGUUUCAUGACAAGCUUCUUCUCACUGGUGUUCCUCGGAAUAUCAGCCUGGCUAACUGUAGAGUGGUCUAUAACGAGUAAUCCAGUAGAAUAUUUCCUCUUCAUUCUAAUCACAGUGCUGUGCUUCAUCUUCAUGGCUCUGUACAUGCUCAGGGUUUGCUGGAUUAGGGCAACCAUUAGUAUGAAGUGGGAUUCAAGAAUGGAAAUAUAAACCAAGGAAAAUGAAAAGUAGUAAACAGCCUAGAUUCGUAGCAAUUACAAUUUAACGCACACACACGUUGCACUAUACUUUAUUGCACACACACACUGUAUCUAACACCAUUCAACUAGGAUAAGCUAGUACAUUCAAAUAUGGCGGACCUAUUACACACAUCAUUUGACACAACAUAUAGGAUGUACAUGCAAUAAGGGUUUUUUUCAAAGGUCACCACAUUUACUAGCAAGCACACAAGUUCAUGCUUCUCAUAGAGAGAAGCCAUGGAGAUAGUUAACAACUGUUCCUACGGUGUCAACACACAAAGACAGAUCAGUGGAACAGGCAGAGAGAGUGAGAUUGUCAACAAUCUCAGAGCUAGUGUUGACCGUGGGGAUGAAGGAAAGUACGAAAAUGUUGUGUACAACUUCACUAUCGAUCGAGCCAAACCACACCUACAAUGUGCACAGUACCCGACAGUCGGAUGAGAUCAGUGAAAGUGGUCAGUACGAAUUAGUUAUCCCUACGGAGUCAGCUGCAAAUGUGAUUGUCCAACAAAACCAGGCUUACAACAUCAUUACUACACAGCCAGCAACUGAUUGUAAUUAUGAGGAGAUCCCAGAAAAUAUACAACCAAGCAAUUUUAUGAAGAGAUUCCUGUGCAAAAAAACCAUUUGACACAAGUCCCUGGGGAAGUAACAACACAAGCCCCUAAGAAAGUAACGACAUCUGCUCUACCAUUGAAGGCUAUCUGUAGCUUCUGGCAAGGCAAAGCGGAAGUGGCUGUCAGAAUAACUAUUCUAAUGCUGGCAUUUCUACUGAUGGGGCUAUAUGCAUAUGCUGGUCAGGCUUACAUCACACCUAAUGAGUUUUCAUCGAAUCCUUUUAAUUCAUAUAUCAGAGUGAUAAUAGGAGGUAUUUUUCCACUCCAAUUGAGUAUUGUAAUCAGCAUGGAAAUAGUACACCUCUGCAUCAGAACUUGCAGGAUAAGGACAACCAAAUGUUUCCUCACAUGGGACAUUUUAUACUGUUGCAUGAUAAGCUUCUUCUCACUGGUGUUCCUCGGAACAUCAGCCUGGCAAACUGUACUAUGGUCUACAACGAGUAAUCUGGUUCAAUUUGUCCUCUUCGUUCUAAUCACGGUGCUGUGCUUCAUCUUCACGGCUCUGUACAUCCUCAGGGUUUGCUGGAUUAGAGCAACCAUUAGUAGGAAGUGGGAUUCAAGAAUGAUAAUAUAAACCAGCAAGGAAAAGCUAACGGCCCAUACACUGUUAAAAAUGGGGUGUUACGUAGCACACUAAUUUUAGUAGGUAAAUGUCAGUGGUGUGUUAAUGAACACACUCGGGUGACACAACAGAAUGGUGUGUUACUGAACACUCUGACAUCCAUACAGUGGUGUAAAGUAGCACACGAUAUAUAAGAUAUUAAGAAGGUCUUUUUACUUUUCAGAUACCAGAAUUAAUAUUUAUGUUCCACUUAGUACAGUUAGAUCACCAAGAGUGCUAAGUAUGUGCAAGUGAAAUAAGAGUUGAAAUGCUGCAGUCCCUGCAAAUGCGGGAAACAACUUGCUAUCACUCUCAAAGGAAGCUUUAUACUUUGCAAACCCAGAAAUCCAGGUCCUAAAAGUAUGGCUAUAGUAUAUAGAAGCCUGCAAUGCAUGUAGAAUCUCUACAUGCAUGCUAUACUAGAGCUAAGUGGCUAAGUCCAGACCUUCUGUGUGCGCAUGCGCAUUGAUUUAAUUAAAAUCAACAAAAAGAAGAACUGGAGAAGAACUCAAUUUAGCUCUGUACUAACUGCACUGAGUAUUUAGCUUUCCUGAAGAAUAUACACUACUGCAGCACUUCAUGGAGCUUCCAAAGGCCAUUCAUGUGCCCAGAACUUGACCUCAUUCUUGACUUGAGCACUGUUUGGGUAUAGAAGUGACUAUUCUCUGGGACAUACUAACUGCUAUAAAUGUGCAGAAAAGUAUCCAGGAUGAGAUACAAGAUGACUUCAAUCAAAAUGUGCUACUGCUGCUGUGCGCUCUUUCGUCAAAAAGGAAACGUGAUGUGCUGUCAUUAACAGUAAUGUGUUAUGUAAUAAUCUGUAUAACAUUUAAAUAGUCGUUCGUUGUAUAUAUGUUUUUGAUUUGUGUUAAAUGACUUGUACAUUUCGUUGAAAUUGCAACAGCACCAAGCUAGAAGUAAUCUUACCGUCCUGAAAAUAACCAAGUUACGAGGUGCACAUGCACUGUAUGUAUGUGCUAGACAACCAUUAUUAGUGUGCUUGAAGGCACUGUAUGCAUGUGCUAGAUAACACACUUGCCAAUGUGUUCAGCAACACACAACAGCUUAUGUGUUACAAAACACCUUUAGGGGUGUCAAAUUUAAAGUGUCAUACCAACAUGCCAAAAGUGUGUUCCAGAACACAUCAUUUUUAACAGUGUAGCCUAAAAAUUAAGUGCAAUUACGUAACUAAAUUACGAUUAACAAUUAACUGUUUUUGACGUACAUACUAUAAUUAUACAACUGCAUCCCAUGCAUACAGCAUUCAUUAACAUUAAGCAGGCCCUAGGGCACACACAUUACCUUAUUGCACACACAGAGAUACACUCUAGACAUUAACCUAAGUGCUCAUGCAUAUAGGAGGUGAGUGUUUAUCUGGGCAACUUGAAUAAUCAAGGUUGAUGACAUAGGAUGAGUAUACAUGUAUACAUUCAAUAUGGUGAAACCUACUACACACAUUUUCUAAAUAACAUAAUUAUAUUAAGCGCAAUAAAGUAGUUUUCACUCCCCAUUACUUUGAGCAGUUAUAAUAGGCUAUCUCAGUUACUAUACCAAGCAUACAAGUUAAUAGACUCAUAGAGAGAAGCCAUGGAGAUAGUUAACAACUGUUCCUACGAUGUCGGUACACAAAGACAGAUCAGUGAAACAGGCAGAGAGAGUGAGAUUGUUGAGUACAAUAGCAGAGCUAGUGUUGACCGUGGGGAUGAAGGAGAGUACGAAAAUGUUGCGUACAACUUCACCAAUAUCCCGAUCGAGCAAAACCACGCCUACAAUGUGCACAGUACUGGGCGAUUGGAUGAGGUCAGUGAGAGUGGUCAGUACGAAUUAGUCAUCCCUACGAAGUCAGCUACAAAUGUGAUUGUCCAACAAAACCAGGCUUACAACACUAUUACUACACGGCCAGCAACUGAUCGUAGCUACGAGGAUAUCCCAACUGAGCAAUUUUAUGAAGAGAUUCCUGUGCAACAAAACCAUUUGACACAAGUCCCUGAGGAAGUAACAACACCUGUUCCACCAUUGAAGGCUAUCUGUAGCUUCUGGCAAGGCAAAGUGGAAGUGGCUGUCAGAAUAACUAUCCUAACGCUGGUAUCUCUACUGUUGGCACUAUUCAUUGGAUCUGACGGUCUGGUUUUCACAGCUACAGUGCUUGAUUAUUCUUCAUUGCCACCUCCAACACUAAUCAUAGGGACAAUUUUUCUAAUCCUUUUGCUUCUUGGAGUCAUCAUGGAAAUAGUACACCUCUGCAUCAGGACAUGCAGGAGAAAAACAACCAAAUAUUUCCUCAUGUGGGACAUUGUAUACUCUUGCAUAACGAUCUUCUUCUCACUGGUGUUGCUCGGAGCAUCCAUUGCGCUUACUGUACUAUGGUCUACAACCAAUAAUUUGGUGGAGGGAUACAUCCUCUUGAUCAUAAUCACGGUGCUGUGCUUCAUACUUGCAGUCCUGUACCUGUUCAGGGCUUGCUGGAUUAUAGCAGCCAUUAAGAGAAAAUGAGAUCGAAGAAAUGGACCCCCCCCCAGAACUUAACAUUGUAGCAAUAACACUACCUUCUUGAACACAUGCACACACUUCACACACUUAAUUAAUGGUUCUAUGCACAUUGACACAAUUAUGUAAGCUACCGUAUAUUUAUGCUUGUGAAAAACUUUUACGAAUCAGCCAAAUUAGCAGAAAAU